Messenger RNA from Saccostrea echinata, 1620 nucleotides. RefSeq names its product leucine-rich repeat-containing protein 74A-like. The record is from RefSeq and is a predicted model, not a curated record. Lineage: Eukaryota; Metazoa; Mollusca; Bivalvia; Ostreida; Ostreidae. Gene Ontology annotation, molecular function: calcium ion binding; protein binding. The transcript has 14 exons. The coding region runs from base 14 to 1456 and encodes 480 amino acids.
GAGCACAGCGAUAAUGUCGUCAACGGAAAUAGGGAUGACUGUUAUCGAAGAAGAGAGUAUAGAGAUUGCGUCUACUCCAGACAGUGAAAUAAGUGAGAAAAUUAAGUCUGGAUCUCCACGACAGAAAAACCAGGAUACAGGAGAGGACCAAGACACUGAUCUGGAGUUAGAAGAGGAAAAAGAGGAGUUUGAUGUGACGGGUCGUAAUCAGUACCUCUCUGUGUGUAGAACUCUGGGCGUGGUUCCCUCCUCUUAUUUCCUCCGACAUAUGCAAGACAGUACUUUAUCACUAAGACACCAUGGAAUAGGAAGUCUGGGGGGCAAAGCAAUCUCAUACCCCCUCAUGAACAAUACAACAGUGGUAAAGCUAGACCUACAGGAUAAUUGGCUGGAGGGAGAAGGUGGCGAAAGUAUUGCCAGAAUGUUAAAAGAAAACUGUUACAUUACAGAUCUGGACAUCUCAGAGAACAGACUCAGUAGCAAGGGAGCCAAAGCCUUAUGUAACAUGCUAACUAGUAAUACAACUCUGAAAAGGAUAAAUCUCUCUGGUAAUUUGUUUUCUGAUCGCGACGCUGGAUACUUUUUCGAAGCUUUUAGUGAGAACAGCAGACUUAAAUAUGUGAAUUUGAGUCAUAAUGAAUUCUCUGACAAUGCUGCUGUGGUUCUCGGACAAGCAAUAGCUGAGAACGAGACAAUAGAAGAAUUAGACUUGAGCUGGAACUUCUUUAGACGAGGCAGCACUCUUAAACUUUGUGAAGGGAUCUGGAGCAAUUGCAGACUGAAAGAGAUUAAUUUGUCCAUGAACGGUUUUGGAGACGAGGGGGCGCUCGCUGUAGCAGAGAUCUUAAAGAGAAGCAUAACGCUUUACGUGAUGGAUAUAAGCUAUAACCGAAUUUCUAAAACAGGAGCAACUGCGAUCGGCAAGGCGCUUGAUCAGAACGAUGCUCUGCGAACUCUAAGGAUAGGGCACAAUCCUUUUGGGGUUGAAGGAGCCAAAGACAUCCUAAAGGGGGUGGGCUGCGAGCACUGUGUGAUUACGCAGUUAGAUCUGUCGGGCAUAGAAGUUGACAAGGAGUUCAGAGAAUUGAAGCAAGUUCUGGAGGAAACCAAAGAGCUUCAGGUUACACAUGGUGUUGUUCUAAGUGAUUACGUAAUUAAAGUCAAACCCAAAAAAGCGAAGGAACAAAUGUUCGGAGUCUAUAUUGCUGAUAUAACUCCUUCAAAUAUUCUUCAAGUAAUCAAGCAGUAUAGUCACGAAAAGGACAUUAAACUUGGAGAUAUGUUUAUCAGCUUAGACAGGAAGAAGAUGGGUUCUGUGACAAUUCAAGAAUUUAUUCAAGGCUUACAGAGUUGUGGUCUUGAAAUCCAAGAAUCCCAGAUGUCAACACUUGUAGAUCUCCUAGACGCCAUUGCACCUGAAAACCUAAUAAAUUACAGCAUCUUUAAGAGCAAGUAAGGAGAAUAAGGGAUCAUUAAAUACAAGUGAAAAAUGAAGCCAAACAGGGACGCAUUUGAUAUUACAUUGUAUUACCAUCAGAAUACCUCUUUAUGUACCAAGUAAUGCACGUAUAAGAUAUUUUUAUUGAUAUUAAAUGCUUUAAUUUGGGAACACGUGAUGGA